Molecule: messenger RNA, 2370 nt
Organism: Miniopterus natalensis
Lineage: Eukaryota; Metazoa; Chordata; Mammalia; Chiroptera; Miniopteridae
Source: RefSeq, a predicted model, not a curated record
AUGUGCCGCCCCCCACCCCCACCAGCGUGUGCAGAGAACACCCAGCGACGUGCCCUUUAGAUUCUUUGUUCUUACUGCUUGUUACCAGUGUGGAGGGAGCUUGCUUCUCCUACAAGGCUUGGGCAGAGAGAGAAAAAUGAAACUGCAAAAAAGUGGAAAUAAUGAGAAAUAGACAAAGAAUGGAGCAGGGAAGGAGGUAUAAUAACCAUUUGCUGGCUUAUCAAUUAGCAAACAAUAUUCUUGUAAAGAACCAGGCUAUAGAAUCUGCCAUAAAUUUGAAUCCCUGCUCCUGCAUUCAUUAGCUAUGUGACCUUGUGCAAGUAACUUAACUUCUCUGAGUUGGUUUCCUUACCUGUACUUUGGAGGUAAUAAUAGUACCUACUGUGCCCAUUUGAGGUUAUUAUAAGAAUUGGGUUAUGGCAGUAAAACAUAUAACACAAUGCCUUGCUCAUAGUUAACACAUCGUGGCCGUAUCAGCCCAUUUGCUUGAGUGGCAAGAGGUAAGGGGCUGAUGUAGUCAAUAGGAACUCAGAGGGCUACAGGGACAGAGGGAGGCUUCCCAGGCAACACAGCUAUUCUCUUCUGGCCCCAGCUGAAGCAAAGGCCUAGGGAUGGCCGAGGAGGGGGGCUGGUGGCAGAGGAAGAGGGCAUAAUAGCCCAUUCUUCCCUGUCCCCACCCCGGGACCUAAUGACCCGCCCUGGGCCUCCCCCAGCUCUAUGGCUACUGCUAUCAGGACAGUGAGGACAUCCCGGACACCCUGACCACCAUCACGGAGCUGGGCGCCCCUGUGGAGAUGAUCCAGCUGCUACAGACGUCCUGGGAGGAUCGAUUCCGAAUCUGCCUGAGCCUGGGCCGCCUCCUCCACCACCUGGCCCACUCCCCGCUGGGCUCUGUCACCCUGCUGGACUUCCGCCCCCGACAGUUCGUGUUGGUGGAUGGGGAGCUGAAGGUGACGGAUCUGGACGACGCACGUGUGGAGGAGACGCCGUGUGCAAGCAGCAGCGACUGUGUGCUGGAGUUUCCUGCCAGGAACUUCACCCUGCCCUGCUCAGCGCAGGGCUGGUGCAAGGGCAUGAACGAGAAGCGCAACCUCUACAAUGCGUACAGGUUUUUCUUCACAUACCUCCUUCCCCACAGUGCCCCAGCCCCACUACGGCCUCUACUGGACAGCAUCGUCAAUGCCACGGGAGAACUCACGUGGGGGGUGGAUGAGACCCUGGCCCAGCUGGAGAAGGUGCUGCACCUGUACCGGAGCGGCCAGUAUCUGCAGAACUCCACCGCAGGCAGCAGAGCUGAGUACCAGUGCCUGCCAGACAGCACCAUCCCCCAGGAAGACUACCGCUGCUGGCCAUCCUACCACCACGGCAGCUGCCUCCUUUCCGUGUUCAACCUGGCUGAGGCCGUGGACGUCUGUGAGAGCCAUGCCCAGUGCCGGGCCUUUGUGGUCACCAACCAGACCACCUGGACAGGUCGGCAGCUCGUCUUUUUCAAGACAGGAUGGAGCCAUGUGGUCACUGAUCUCAACAAGACCACAUAUGUGAGGACCUCUGGCUGAGGGCUCAGCUGACCGGCUGACCAUCCCCGCCAGCGGGGCUUGCCUGUGGAGGGAGUGACUUGCCCUGGCAGCACUGCAUGUCGCCCGGGAACCACUGCAGACAGGCUGACAUCCCAGACCAAGGUGACCAGGACAGUGUGCAAUAAUGCCAAAUGUUAAAAUGUGAGUUUACCUGUCUAGGUGCGGGACUGCUGGCUCCAGGGCUAGGAAUCCUGGGGGCUGCCUGCCUGCGACCCUCUGGGCCGCCAGCAAGGCUCAGGCUGGCCUCCCCGUGGGAGCUCUGCCCCUUACUGGGACAGUUCCAUGGGCAGCCCCGUCACUGUGUUCGUAGUAUGAGAAUGUAGCCAAAGCCCCGGCUGCUGCUGCUGCUGUUGCUACAGGUGCCAUGGCCUCGCAGGGGCCGCAUGGAGACAAUCGGUCAGAGUGUUCUCUCAGCUGAGCUCCGGACAGGAGACGUGAUGGGAUGCGCCAGGAAGUCAGUGGCUCUGUACCUGGGAAGGCCACCCGCCCAGGGUUUUCACGGGCCCGCCCGGGGACAGUGGCAGAGGAGCACACGUGGUAUGAGCCAAGACGUGGGGUCGAGGAGCAGGUGCGGUUUGAGCCAGGACUUGGGGUGGGGGUGGGGCCGGGGCCUUUCUGCCUCAUUUGCUUUCAGUGAAAGCCAAAAACAGCCAAAAACAGCCUCUCCCUCCUCCUGGAGUUUGUAUAUCCAGAAGCUUUUGUACUUCUUGUUCAUUAAAAUGUUUAUUUUUGUAAAAAAAAAAAAAAAGUCAAUCAAUUAAUAAAGUGACGUUUCACGACAAGGCCUCUUCCC